UACCCUUCUUUUCAUCUUCUCUACACCAAGGCAGCCGUAUAUGCUCCCAAACCACUGCUCUCGGGCCAUCGGCAACGCUGCCUGGAGCUUACCGCGGAGAAACAUCAUUGGCUACAUCACUUACACAUCGUCGUUGCACAGCAGGCAGCAUCGCCAUACUCGACUCCAACAUCACAGCACAGCACCACCUCCACGAAAACCACACCGGAAAAAUCUCGUCAUCCAUCAAACCAUACGACGGCAUAAUCAGCAUCGACUCCAUCAUGACAAUCCCCCCCAAGCCGUCACCAUCCCCUGAUUCUCCCACUAUCAAGACCCGCAUCCUCAUCAUCUCCGACACUCACACCUCCGUCCCCAAACCCGAGUCGGAGGGCGACACAGAAGAUGAACUCAGCAAGCCGGGUGCAUCAUCAAUCACCCACCCCACCGGCUUUCGGGCCCCCCUCCCAGAGGCCGACGCCGUCCUUCACUGCGGCGAUCUCAGCAAGCGCGGGAGGCCCGAGGAGAUGCGUAAGACGUUUGACAUGCUGAGAGGCCUGCGCGCGCCGCUGAAGCUGGUCAUUGCGGGCAAUCAUGAUCUGGCCUUUGACGACACGAAUGAUAUUCAUGACGACACUGAUGGUAGUGAUGACGAUGAUGCCACCAAGCCCAAUAACAAGCCCAAGUACAAAGAGGUCAUGCAGAUUGCAAAAGAAGCCGAGGUCGACGGCGUCAGAUAUCUCACCGAAGGGACAUACUCCUUCGACCUCGCCAACGGCUCCCGGCUGCGCAUCUACGCAAGCCAAUACACGCCUCAGUAUGGCUACUGGGCGUUUCAGUAUCAGGGCGGAGAACACACCUUUGACAUACCGUCCGACGUCGACAUCGCCAUGACUCACGGCCCUCCGCUGGGCAUCCUCGACCGCACCUCUCACGGGGACAGAGCCGGCUGCGGGACUCUCUUCAAAUCAUUGUACCGAGCAAAACCCAAGAUCCACUGCUUCGGCCACAUCCACGAGGCCUGGGGUGCAGAGUUGGUGCAAUGGAAGCCCGAGCCCAGCAGUCCCGAGUCUGUCAUCUCAUCAACCACCGUCCUCGACAAGGAAAAUUCACAGACUUUAUAUACUCUUACUCCACCACCAUUUUCUAUUCCCACUAACAAUACUCUGCUUGAUAUGGAGGAGCAUGAACGCCUGUUGGAGUGGAGCAAGGCUCGAGGCUGCUAUAUUGAUCUGGCAGAUGGCGAGAACAAGAUCAGACAAGGCGAGCAGACGCUUUUUGUCAACGCGUCCAUUAUGAGUGUUCGAUAUCGGCCAACUCAGAUGCCCUUGAUAAUAGACAUGGACUUACCGAGAGCAGCAGAACCAAAUCUACAAGGGAGUUAAUGGUCGUAUAGGAGACGACAGUUUGAUAUAGGGAACAAAAGACGGUAGUUUCUUCAACAAGCAUUUCAUGUUUUACGCACUGGUUCGAAUAAAUAGCCUUUAUAACUCUUCAAUUUGAGAUUUGCUAAAGAGAUUUCCUAUUACUGAAUGUAUCUAUAUA
This is a messenger RNA of Trichoderma atroviride IMI 206040, 1524 nucleotides long. RefSeq lists its product as uncharacterized. Gene Ontology annotation, molecular function: hydrolase activity. Lineage: Eukaryota; Fungi; Ascomycota; Sordariomycetes; Hypocreales; Hypocreaceae. The record is from RefSeq and is a predicted model, not a curated record.